Capronia coronata CBS 617.96 is the source of this 2079-nucleotide messenger RNA. RefSeq lists its product as uncharacterized. The transcript is spliced from 6 exons. The coding region runs from base 1 to 2079 and encodes 692 amino acids. Lineage: Eukaryota; Fungi; Ascomycota; Eurotiomycetes; Chaetothyriales; Herpotrichiellaceae. Gene Ontology annotation, cellular component: plasma membrane. Gene Ontology annotation, molecular function: spermidine transmembrane transporter activity; urea transmembrane transporter activity; putrescine transmembrane transporter activity. Gene Ontology annotation, biological process: putrescine transport; spermidine transport; urea transmembrane transport. The record is from RefSeq and is a predicted model, not a curated record.
AUGUCAGCCGUCGAGCCUAUCCUUGGGCAAUCCGUCGGCUAUGGGAUCCUCUGCGGAGCGGGCGCUGUCUUUGCCCUAGGCAUGACGCUGGUCUCGAUAGGACUGAGCAGAUAUUUUGCCGAGAAGCAGACUUCGGAGAUGUUUAUGACUGCCAAGCAUUCGGUGCGAACGGGUUUGACUGCCUCUGCGGUCGUCUCGUCUUGGACAAUUGCUGCAACUCUGCUCACAUCUACCAACUACGGCUACCAAUUCGGCGUUAGCGGACCUUACUGGUACGGCGCAGGAGCGUCGGUCCAGAUCCUCCUCUUCUCGGUUGCGGCGAUCGAAUUGAAACGCAAGGCUCCCAACGCCCACACUUUCUUGGAAGUGGUCAAAAUCCGAUACGGAGCACCAGCGCACAUUGUCCUGUCACUCUACUCGCUGGUUUUCCAGGUCAUCCAGUCCGUGAAUCUACUGGUUGGCGGCUCGGGUCUGUUUGCAAACGUCACCGGCAUGAGCAGUGAUGCAGCUUGCUUUCUCUUUCCGCUGGGUGUCAUUGUGUACACAUUAUUCGGAGGGAUGAAGGCGACGUUUCUAACCGAUUGGGUACAUUCGGUGACCAUCUACAUGAUCAUGCUGGUCUCUAUCUUUACGGUUUAUACGACAUCAUCAUUGGUCGGCUCGCCAGCCAGGUUGUGGGAACUGCUCACGGAGGCCGCCCAUCUACACGCGGUCGAGGGCAACGCUGAUGGUUCCUACCUCACAAUGAAGAGCCAACAGGGCGGAUACGUCGGGCUUAUCUUCAUCGGCAGUGGGUUUUCAGCUGCUGUCGACAGCCAACUGUUUCAGAAGGCCAUUGCUGCAGACCCGGUUGCCACGUUGCCCGGCUACCUCCUCGGAGGGACGUGCUGGUUCGCCAUUCCUUUCGUGCUUGCCUCGACAUACGGGCUGACGGCCGCGGCUGUCGAGCACUUGCCUUCGUUCCCCACAUACCCUAACCGAAUGAGCGCGCGAGAGGUGGCCACGGGAAUGGCGCUCCCCUACGCCGCGACGACCAUUCUGGGAAGAGGCGGGGCCAUUGCCAUCCUGCUGAUGGUUUUCAUGGCAGUCACUUCAGCCAUGUCGUCCGAGACCAUGGCCACCGCAGGUCUGCUAACCUACGACUUCUACCACGCCUACAUCAACCCCAACGCCACGGGCAAGCAGCUCAUCCGCUUCUCGCACUCGGUCGUUGUCCUGUUCGGUUUGAUCAUUGCGGCCAUCGCCUGCGGCUUCAAUCAUGCCGGCUUCUCCGUCAACUACCUGACCACCUGCAUCGGCAUUAUUGUGGACUCGGCCAUCGUCCCCAUGGCCUGCACCAUCAUGUGGUCCAAGCAGUCCAAAGCGGCCGUCAUCCUGGCUCCCCUGCUCAGCUCCGCGGCCGGCCUUGCGGCCUGGCUAGGCAUUGCUUACACGAAGUACGGUGCCGUGACCUUGACGACCACCAGCGAGAACCUGCCUCUGGCCAUCGGAAACGUCGUGGCUGUCGUUGCGCCCACAGUCUUGGUGCCCCUGAUCACCUACAUCAAACCGGAGCACUUUGACUUCAAUCGAUUCCGAGAGAUCAAGACCGCCGAUGAUGCAAACCACGGCGUCGCCCGUGCUAGCUCGGUCAUAUCUGCCGAACAAGAGGCGACCCUGGUGGCGAGCCAUUACGAUGACAAUAGGUUGCGACGCGCUCGUAACUGGGCCGCCACUGCCAGCGUUGCGCUGACAUUGUGUUUCCUGGUCCUUUGGCCCCUACCUAUGUAUGGCUCUGGUUAUGCAUGUGUUGACCUGUGUUUCUUCGAAUCAGUCUUCUCCAAAGGCUUCUUCACCGGCUGGGUGGUCGUCUGCUUCCUGUUCGCCAUCUACGCUUCCGGCACUAUCACGCUGCUGCCGUUGAUCGAAGGUCGCAAGUCGAUCGUCCGCUUCGUCUUCGAGGUCGUCCUGCAGCGUCCUGUACCUGGAGAAUCCGCGCUCUCGGAGGGCGUUGAGCUUGACACUCCGGGAUCACAGGAUGAUGGGAUCACAGCUACCGUGGGCAAAGAGGGCGAGAAGGUGCAAAUCCGAGCAUCAUAG